AUGCAAAAGGUCACUGUGACAAGAGAGCAAGGUGGUAUCAUCUGCCUAGAGAUAUCUGCAGCUAAGAUUCAUGGGUGGAUCGUUUACGGCAAUAAAAAACAGAAGGGGUCCCAAAAUAUAACCCGGAGGAAUCUCGCAGUUGUUGAGGACGAUGGAGGACCAUUUGCAAUCAACAAUCAACUAUUUGACACAACGUUAUCGUUGCGGAAUGAAAAUCUACAUCUCAACAUCCAAAUAGAGAAACUGAGACAAGGUAGUCAAUCUCCCGGGGCCCACGGCAGUGGAGGGGACUUCACCAAGAUAUCUGCCUUGGAACACAAGAUUCUUAGUCAGCAAGAGGAGCUGACGGAGCUGCACAAGCGGAGGAGCGAGAACGCUCAGUUGAUCAUUGAUCUCAACAACAAACUGCAGGAGAAAGAAAAACAUAUUUCUAGACUCGAACUUAGUCUCAAUGAAAAUGGCAGAGUUUUGACAAGCUUGAGAGCAGAAAUAGAAAUGUACCAGAAGAGCAACAAAGACCUGGAAGCUUUGAACCAAGUGCUCAGAGAUGAACACCAAGCUCUUCAUCUGAUGUAUACACAUCUUGAAAACAAACUGAGGACUGUUCAAGAUGAGAACCGGGAGAUUGUGGAUCGGUUAAAGCAGUACAAGUCCAAAGAUGCUGAGAAAAUGAAUGAAGAAAAUGAAAACUUUGUGAGAAAAAAGAACGCCAAGAUGCAGAAGGAGCUGGAGGACGCAGCCAAGGACAUGCGUGGACUUGCGCCUGACUUGUACGCUCACAACAUCGGCCCCGCACUGCUCUGUGCCUCGGUGCCGACCAAGCCUUCAAUCAAGUUUGACGCUCACGAGAGUGAAGUGAGUGCUGUGAGAUGGAGUCCCGUGGACCAUGUAGUGGCGACCGGAGGCGCAGACAGACGAGUCAAACUGUGGGACGUGUCCAAAGGUAACAUUCCACCUUCUCCCACCCACCUAGCUUAGCAUGGCAACAUCCACUCACUUCACCGCCAUCAUGAUCAUGUUCUACCACCCAGUGCCAUCUUGAUAUGAAUGUUUGUAUUAACUGUUGUGGUAUUGCUGCUAAGGUGUAGGCGUAGGUGAAGCAGUUUGUGUGGAUUUUUAACAUUUUGUUAGAGGAUUUUACCAAUUGGGGAUGUGAGGAAAAACUGUGAUUUAGCAUUUGGUUUAAUAGAAAUAAUAUAGCCUAGGUUUUGUUGGUGUGAAAUUUUUCCAUAUGAUUUGGAAACAGUGUAAAAUUCUUCAAAGCUAUUCAUUUUAUUUAUUUACCAUCACAAUUUAAAAUACUUGUUAUUUUAAAACUUAAGGGAAUUAUUUAAAGAAAUGACGUUUAGUGAAAU
Molecule: messenger RNA, 1355 nt
Organism: Macrosteles quadrilineatus (aster leafhopper)
Lineage: Eukaryota; Metazoa; Arthropoda; Insecta; Hemiptera; Cicadellidae
Product: autophagy-related protein 16-1-like
Exons: 6
Coding region: 1-978 (325 amino acids)
Biological process (GO): autophagosome assembly
Cellular component (GO): autophagosome membrane
Molecular function (GO): protein binding
Source: RefSeq, a predicted model, not a curated record